AUGGGUCGGGACAGGCAGGGACUCACCCCAGAACCAGUACCUGUACCGGCCUACUCCGGGUCUCUACUUUCAGAACCGGUACAUGUACCGGCAACUCCGGGUCCGGUAUUUUGGACCGGGUCUUGUGCAACUCUAGUCAAAGCUGACCUUGAAGCUGAGCAUAAAGAAGAAGAGUACCGGGACUCAUUAUACAGCGAUCCUGAUAUUCAUCCAGAAUUUGUCAAUGAAUCUGAUAGAGAUUCCGACGAAGAACUCGAAGAGGAUUCCGCGAAAGACGACGAUGAUGAAUCCGAUAAUUCUGACAAAUCUGAUGACUCCGAUGAAUCUGACGAUUAG
This is a messenger RNA of Papaver somniferum (opium poppy), 336 nucleotides long. Its product is annotated as nucleophosmin-like. The record is from RefSeq and is a predicted model, not a curated record. Lineage: Eukaryota; Viridiplantae; Streptophyta; Magnoliopsida; Ranunculales; Papaveraceae. Bases 1 to 336 code for a protein of 111 amino acids. The transcript is spliced from 2 exons.